Molecule: messenger RNA, 1402 nt
Organism: Priapulus caudatus
Lineage: Eukaryota; Metazoa; Priapulida; Priapulimorpha; Priapulimorphida; Priapulidae
Exons: 3
Coding region: 278-1402 (374 amino acids)
Source: RefSeq, a predicted model, not a curated record
GUGACCUUUAACCCCAAGAUGUCAGCCCCCAGUUCUAGAAUUCAUGGCAUAUCGCCGAUGCCGAUGGCAAUGGCUCUCAUAACCUCAUAAACAUUAGUCUUCCUCAAACUCAAAGUCCAAUCGAAGACAGAAAUUGAUCAAUGCGGAGCGCAGUAGAACAAAGCCUCAAAUUUGCAAUUCACUAAAGAGGAAGGGAGAUCUGUAUACGUCGUCAACAUCUGUCAUCUGAGCCGAGCUGCACCGUGCACGCGCACGCCGCGGUAAAACUGAUUUCAGCAUGGUACAAGAACAGCGUAAAGGUGAUGGCCAGCACACAGCGUGCUUACCAAACCCGAACGCAAACCUGUCUGCGAGUGUGACGCGGCCUCAGGGUCCGUCGCACGACCGAAAAAAGAAACCCAGAAAGAGAAACAAAAAGAAGAAACCCGUUAUUGGCGUGUUAAAGUCUGCGAGUCAGCAAGAGGCCGCACCAGCGAAACCGCUCCAAGCGAAUAAUGUCGCGGACGGGUCGACGACGGUUGAGCCGCAUCGUCCGAGUGCGCAGAAUCCUGGCGAUGCGUUGUCCGUAGCAACGGGGCGUGCGCGCAAACGAAAGAUGCAGCGGAAAAUCAACAAGACUCGGAGUUCGGACGCCGCAACGUUGUCUCUGUCGCCGGACGCUGACUCUCGGCCGGGUUCGGACGCGGCCGACGGACAUUCCGGCAUGAGGCGUGGGACUCGAGCCAACGCGCGGGUUCCGCCGAUCGAUGCCGAGGGUCAGACGGAGGUCAGCCGGACCGAACGCAAACGGAAGCGGACGCAGCCCGACGAGAAGCUGCCGUGCUUGCUAGCGCCCGCCGCGGCGCCCUCUGGAUCAAAGCGGAAGAAGUUACGCGGCAGAAAAAUGGUGCGAAAGCCGCAGGCCAAUGCUUGUGCAAAGCGGAACACGGAAGAACGCGCGGCCGGGAAAUGCGUGCCUGACCGCAUUGAACCGAAAACGACGGCUGUGAAAGUAGAAGUUGCUUCAGAGAGCGCUGCGCAUCGAAAAGCCGCCUCGGCGAAAGGCAAACGUCAAGUAGCUGUAGAAAAACGAAAGCUGAAAGCUAGGGAAUACAACAAGCAAAUGAAGCUUAGGACUAGGCAGAAACAUGCAAAGCGAAGGAAGACGCACGAGGGAAAAACAGAAUUGGGAGCCAACACAGACAGUGAAAAUCUACAAAAAUUGGCGAGUGAGAUGGCGGCAGUCACAGUCGAGGUGGAACCGCCGUCCAACCCGGGAGACGUUUCGGCUAACUGGAAGAAGUUGCUUGCUACGGAGCCCAAGACGGUGAAGAAUGCAGGAGUGAAGAGGAAGAGGAAUGCUACUCUUUUGAAUCCGAAAUGGAACGGUGUGAAGACACCAGUGGAGGGGGAGCCCAAGUAA